Messenger RNA from Zymoseptoria tritici IPO323, 651 nucleotides. RefSeq lists its product as uncharacterized. Bases 299 to 544 code for a protein of 81 amino acids. Lineage: Eukaryota; Fungi; Ascomycota; Dothideomycetes; Mycosphaerellales; Mycosphaerellaceae. Gene Ontology annotation, molecular function: catalytic activity. The record is from RefSeq and is a predicted model, not a curated record. The transcript has a single exon.
CUAGUUGAUCUAUAUACAACUUCAAUACACUCAAUCAACCACGCUGUGCAACAUCUCAACAAGCACACCAUCCAACCAAGCAAUACGAUCACUAUUUGACAAACCACACCAAAAUGCAACUCCCAAUCCACCUCCCAAACCACCGCAAAAACUCCUCAACCAGCAGCAUGCGCUCCUCUUCCUCGUCCUCCUCAUCAUCAAUCGAGGAAACCCUCAUGGCCACGAUGCUCCCGAUGGCUCCGCGGGAGUCCCACUACGUCGUCUCGGAAAAGAGCCGCCAACAAAGACUACUCGCCAAAUGCAAGCGAGUAGUUGCUCUGCCAAGGCCAGCGGAGAGAGAGUGAAUGAAUCGAUCGUCACAAAUGGGAAAGAUUUUGUGAUGGAACGGGAGACCGCCAAGCACGAUCCUUUUGGCGCAAGCUGCUCGACCGAACGAGGAUCUUUGGAGCUCGAUGCGCUCGCAAUAGAGAGUGAUGGCAUUGAACACGAGGAAUUCCUGGUCGUGGAGAACAAAAGCACUGCACUUUGGGGAGGCAUGAAUUAGGGAGUCAAAUCGGCAUCUGGGUCCGGCUAAUGCUCAAAAUGGAAGCCGGUGGAAGUCAAGGUCGGCAAACUUCAGAUUGAUCGUCUGCCGCAUGCGUGGAGUACCGC